Molecule: messenger RNA, 1446 nt
Organism: Acanthosepion pharaonis
Lineage: Eukaryota; Metazoa; Mollusca; Cephalopoda; Sepiida; Sepiidae
Source: the annotation of a GenBank genome assembly
AUGAUCUGCAUAUACACUAUCUAUCUAUCUAUCUAUCUAUCUAUCUAUCCUAUUUAUCUAUCUAUCUAUCUAGACGAUUUGAUCUAUCUAUCUAUCUAUCUUUAUCUAUCUAUCUAUCCUUGUCUACUUCAACUCUUUUUUUUUUUUUGCUUCAUUCAUUUUCAGCCAUCUCGUCUUUCUUUUUUAUUCAUAAAUUUCUUCCGUUUUACUUUCUACAUUUUAAUUUUCUUAUUUCCUCAUACGUAUAUGCAUUCGAAUUUUAGUUUUUUGCUCAUUCUUUCUUUCUUUAUUCCUUUUUUCCUUCAUUCCUCUUUCCUUCCUUCAUUCGUUCGUUCGUUCGUUCCUUCCUUCCUUCCUUCCUAUAUUUCUUCCUUCCUUCCUUUCUUUCUUCCUUCCUUCAUUCGUUCAUUUGUUCGUUCCUUCCUACAUUCCUUCCUUUCUUCUUUCCUUUUCUUCCUUCCUUCUUUCAUUCAUGCCUUCCUUCCCUCCUGCUUUCUUUCAUUCCUUCCUUCCUUCCUUCCUUUCUUUCUUCAUUCCUUCUUUUAUUCCUUCUUUCCUUCAUUUCUUCAUUCCUUCCUUCCUUCCUUCCUUCCUUCCUUCCUUCCUUCAGGCCUUCCUUUCCUCCUGCUUUAUUUCCUUCCUUUCUUCUUUCCUUCUUUUAUUCCUUCCUUCCUUCAUUUCUUCAUUCUUUCAUUCCUUCCUUCCUCCUUCUUUCAUUCAUGCCUUCCUUCCUUCCUUCCGUCCAUUCCUUCCUUCCAUCCUUUCUUCAUUCCUUCUUUUAUUCCUUCCUUCAUUUCUUCAUUCUUUCAUUCUUUCUUUCCUUCCUUCUUUCUUUCCUUUUCUUUCUUCUUUCUUUCAUUCAUGCCUUCCAUCCUGCUUUCUUUCCUUCCUUCCUUCCUUCAUUUCUUCAUUCUUUCCUUCCCUCCAUUUCUUCCGUCCUUCUUUCAUUCAUGCCUUCUUUCCUUCCUGCUUUCCUUCCUUCCUUCCUUCCUCCCGUUCCCUUCCUUCCUUCCUCCCGUUCCCUUCCUUCCGUCCUUCCGUUUCGUUCCGUUCCGUUCCGUUCCUUCCUUCCUUCCUACCUUCCUUCCUUCAUUCCUUCUUUUAUUCCACCUUCCUUCCUUCCUUCAUUCUUUCUUUCCUUCCUUCCUUCCUUCUUUCCUUCCUUCUUUUAUUCCUUCCUUCCUUCCUUCCUUCCUUUUUAAUCCUUCUUUUAUUCCUUCCUUCCUUCUUUUAUUUAUUCCUUCCUUCCUUCUUUUAUUCCUUCCUUCCUUCCUUCCUUUAAUCCUUCUUUUAUUCCUUCCUUCCUUCCCUUCCUUUUCCUUCCUUCCUUCCUUUUCCUUCCUUCCUUCUUUUAUUCCUUCCUUCCUUCCUUCAAUCCUUCUUUUAUUCCUUCCUUCCUUCCUUCCUUCUUUUUUUAUUCCUUCCUUCCUUCCUUCCUUCCUUUAA